Molecule: messenger RNA, 1209 nt
Organism: Nerophis lumbriciformis (worm pipefish)
Lineage: Eukaryota; Metazoa; Chordata; Actinopteri; Syngnathiformes; Syngnathidae
Source: RefSeq, a predicted model, not a curated record
AUGUCCACUAGCGACCACGAAAGAAUGGAGCUUUUCCGAAACUUCCUGAACCUCUGCAGCGCGGACAUGUCGUGCAACUACUCGCACUUGCUGAUAAAUAACAUGAGCGCGGGGAGGCUGGAACUGGCAGGGGACGGGUCGCCGUGGCUGCGGAUCCUUAUCUCGGUGGUCUACUUUGCGGUGGCCACGGCCGGAGUGGUGGGCAACCUGCUGGUGUUGUUCCUGCUCUACUCUACGCGCACCAUCACUACAGGCACCAUCAACUUUUUCGUCUUCAAUCUGGCUCUGGCACACCUCUUGUUUUCCUUGGCGUUGCCCUUCUGGACGAUGGACAUUGUGCUGGACUACAGCUGGCCCUUCGGCGUGACCACAUGCAAAGCCGUGUCACUGCUCACAGGCCUCAACGUGUUCGCUAGCUGCUUCUUCUUGACCGCCAUGAGCUUAGCGCGCUACUGCUUUGUGGCCACCGCGCUCAAACCCAGGGAAUCACCCUGCGGACGGCCAUGCGCCUCCCCGGCGGUCACGGCCAUCAUAUGGGCGGCGGCCCUGGUGGCUGCAGCUCCCCGAGCCGUUUUUGCCGACAUACGCCACGUGGGAAGCGGCAACGAUACGGCGUGCCUGCUGAGGUUCCCGGCCGGAACCGCCUGGUUGGGGAUAAACCAACUUUUGCGUGUGAUUCUGGGUUUCCUGCUCCCCUACGCCAUUAUUAUUCUGUCCUACCUGCUCCUGCUGCGUUUCCUCUGUCGCCACAAACUGAAGGGCGGCAACUCCCGUCGGAAGGCCAACAUCUCUAAAUCAGUUGCGGUGGUGGUUCUGUCCUUCUGCGCCUGCUGGUUCCCGUACAACAUUCUCACACUGUGGAGCGUCAUGAUCCAUCUGGACAUAGUUGACAUCAGUCCCUCUUUCUACGGGGCGCAGACCUACUUCUUCCCGCUAGCUAACUGCUUGGCCUUCACUAGUAGCUGCUUCAACCCUGUCAUCUACUGCCUGGUGCGUAAGGAGUACCGGGCGGCUCUCCACAACAUCUUCUUCAAGUUAAGCUUGUCCAUCAUGUCCAAGAUGCCGUACGCCACCAACUCCAACCAAGGCUCUGAGCAAGCAGGGCAGUUGGCCAUACCAUUGAGCAACAUGCCGAGCCAAACCAGUCAAUCGGACUCAAGGCGAUAUGCACCCUUAUCGACACUACCAACGAUGGUCUCCACUUUGUAG